AUGCCACUCAUCCUUGACUCAUCCUCCGAAUCCUCUGUUGAGCCAACUGUAGAUCCACAGGAACAUCGAAGGAGAGUUCAUCAUGAUGCCGAUGUUCUUAUUAUCGGCGCUGGAGUCCUUGGUUGUGCCCUUGCGGUCGCGCUAGGAAACCAAGGCCGCAGCGUCAUAUUAUUAGAGAGAUCCUUAAAAGAGCCAGACCGUAUCGUUGGUGAACUACUGCAACCCGGAGGUGUUGAGGCCUUGGCCAAACUGGGCUUGCGCCAUACCCUCGACGACAUUGAUGCCAUCCCCGUUACUGGCUAUACUGUUUUAUUUUACGACGAGAACGUUCGCAUCCCGUAUCCUGCCAACACCACGGGAGACCUAUUCGCAGAUCCGGCCAAAGAGAAGUUGAAACCACACAGAAGGCCUGAGGGACGAGCAUUCCACCACGGUCGCUUCAUAUCCAAGCUACGUGCCGCUGCCCUCGCACAUCCAAACGUCACGGUCUUCGAAACCGAGGCUACAAGUUUGAUUUCCUCUACCUAUACUUCACAAAUCCUUGGUGUCCAUGCUAUGACUCGGAAAACCCAGAAAGACUUCUUCUUUGCGUCGUUGACCGUGGCUUGCGAUGGGUACGCGUCCAAGUUUCGAAAACCAUAUCAUCAUAUCGCACCACAGGUCAAAUCUAAAUUUUGGGGACUGGAGCUGAUUGAUUGCCCUCUCCCCACUCCGCAAAAUGGAAUCGUCUGCCUGGGUAAUAAUGCACCAGUCUUGCUGUAUCAAAUCGGAACACACGAGACCAGAGCGUUAGUUGAUAUCCCAGAUGGAUUGGACACAACAUCUACGGCCCAUGGGGGAGUAAAAGGCCAUCUACAAAAGGUUGUACUCCCCUCGCUCCCGGAGCAGGUUCAACCCUCAUUCCAAGCUGCCCUAGAGAGUGGUCCCAUUCGAAGCAUGCCAAAUUCUUUACUUCCCGCAACAACAAAUAAGACUCCCGGCUUCGCAAUCCUCGGUGACGCUUUAAACAUGCGCCAUCCACUCACAGGGGGCGGCAUGACCGUGGCCCUGAAUGAUGUGGUCGUUAUCUCCGACUUACUCUCUCCGCAACAAGUUCCAGACCUCGCCCAGACAGAUCUAGUCCUCAAGCAGUUCCGUGCUUUCCAUUGGCGUCGCAAAAAUCUAACAUCAAUCAUCAACAUUCUGGCUCAGGCUCUCUAUUCUCUGUUCGCUGCGUCCGACUGGAAACUGAAAUAUCUUCAGAAAGGCUGUUUCAGAUACUUCCAGCGGGGUGGCAACUGUGUUGAUGGCCCGGUCGGCCUGUUGGCAGGCAUCAUUCAACAACCUCUUGUUCUCAUUGACCACUUCUACAGGGUUGCGUUGUUGAGUAUCUGGGUCCUUGUUUUAGAAAACGGUAUUCUCCUCUUCCCUCUGAGUCUUGUACAGGGUGUUCUGGUCUUUUGGAAAGCUUGUCAGGUUAUAUUCCCCUUCAUAUUCAAUGAGCUGAGGAGUUGA
Exophiala aquamarina CBS 119918 is the source of this 1494-nucleotide messenger RNA. RefSeq names its product squalene monooxygenase. The coding region runs from base 1 to 1494 and encodes 497 amino acids. Gene Ontology annotation, biological process: ergosterol biosynthetic process. Gene Ontology annotation, molecular function: squalene monooxygenase activity; flavin adenine dinucleotide binding. The transcript has a single exon. Gene Ontology annotation, cellular component: membrane; endoplasmic reticulum. Lineage: Eukaryota; Fungi; Ascomycota; Eurotiomycetes; Chaetothyriales; Herpotrichiellaceae. The record is from RefSeq and is a predicted model, not a curated record.